Quercus robur (English oak) is the source of this 759-nucleotide messenger RNA. Its product is annotated as zinc finger BED domain-containing protein RICESLEEPER 2-like. The record is from RefSeq and is a predicted model, not a curated record. Gene Ontology annotation, molecular function: protein dimerization activity; DNA binding. The coding region runs from base 1 to 759 and encodes 252 amino acids. The transcript has 2 exons. NCBI's taxonomy places the organism in Eukaryota, Viridiplantae, Streptophyta, Magnoliopsida, Fagales, Fagaceae.
AUGAGGAAGAAUGCAUUUCACAAUUUGAGUAUUGUUGAUGGAAGCUUUCGCACUUGUCCCUCAGAUGAUGAAUGGGAUAAGGCCUGGAAGAUAGCAAAGUUUUUGAAGCCAUUUUAUGACAUCACCACUCUCUUUUUAGGCACUCAAUACUUUACUGCCAACUUAUACUUUCAUGGUGUAUGGAAAAUUCAUUUGCGUAUUUUAGAAGAUAUGAAAGAUGAUAAUAUAGUAAUUAGUGACAUGGCAAAAACCAUGAAAGAAAAAUUUGAUAAAUAUUGGGACUGUUACAACAUUGUGCUAUCAUUUGUUGUAAUUUUAGGUCCUCGAUAUAAGUUGCAGUUUGUAGAGUUCAGUUAUAGACAACUUUAUGGCACUAAUGGGACAAAAAUGGUGAUGGAUCUUCGUGACAAGUUAUAUUCCCUUUUCGAUGGAUAUUUACACGCUACUAAUUAUGAAGCACACAAUAUGGUUGAAAAUGCAUCUAGUAGUGGUGCUAAUGAGAAGGUGAGAGAUGCUGAUAUUGCUGGUUUUGAUACAUUUGAGAGUCAAAUUUCUGGUUCAAUCGAUAGUAAGUCACAAUUAGAUAUGUAUUUGGAAGAGACCCAAUUUGACCAUAACACUCAUAUGGACUUGGAAAUUCUUCAAUAUUGGGAAUCAAAUUGUGGUCACUUUUUGGAACUUUCACUAAUAGGUCGUGACAUUAUGAGUAUUCCUAUCACUACUUUUGCCUCAGAGUCUGCAUUUAGCAUUGGUGGUUGA